CAAAAUAAUUAAAGCUGACACACCCAAGACUUGGUUUUAACCGGUUCAUGCAAUGAAACAAAAGAAAAAACAAAUAAAAUGGUAAAUGAUUCUGUUGAUGUGUGGGAGGCAUUCUUUGAUACAGGUGUUGAAAAAAGAGGGGAUUUAGGAGAUUUUGUAGCUGAAAAUGAUAAUCUAUGCAGUUUAAGCCUGUUCUAGAACGAAGGGGGGGAAAAGAAUGGCACCUGGCAGAAGUUUAGCAAAGGGGCUGGCAAUGCAGGAAAUAGUAAAAAACUAAAAAAGAAAAUAACCAACAAAAACGAAUCAAUGGUGUGUGUGAGUGAGAGAAGAAGAGGUUGAGGAGAGGAAAAAAAUAAAUAAAUAAAAAGAAAAUAAAGCCCAAAAUUCCUGCUUUGUAGGAAGCCACAGCGGGGAGGCAACGACAGAGUCCCCUUUCUAGAAUGAUGGCAAUUUUGCCCACAUUUUCUCUCUCUUUCCUUUGAGAACCCUUUCUUUCUUCUUCAUUCAGGGAUCUUCAGUUGUUUGAGCCAAGCAAAUAAGGGAGUGGGUGGAGUUUCUUGGCGGGAAAGCUUGUAAGCUAACGCAAAAAUGGGUUCAUCCCCUGAGAAUUCUCCAUCUGAAGAUUCCCCACCUGCUCCAUCAGACUCAAAUUCAUCACAGGACUCCCCAUCUAGAACAGAUUCAUCAUCAUCAUCCUCAUCCUCAUCCUCGCCCCGACCGUCGUCGUCUUCGUCUUCGUCCCCACCACCUCCGGCAAAAUCAUCAUCAUCUGACAGCAAACAAGAUUCUUCUUCUUCCUCUUCUUCUCCUCCUCCUUCAACUCGGCACACUUACCACUCUCCCGCUUCUUCUAAUUCUUCUCAUUCCCACAAAAGCAGUGGUUCCAAGCAAGUUUCCUCUUCUAAAAAUACACCAUCCUCAGAUUCCUCCGACAAAAUUGCCGGCGUAGAUAUAAAAAUCAUUGUAGGAGCAGCUGUGGCCGUGGGAUUGGUGCUCCUUCUUUUGAUCAUCUGUUGUAUAGUAUGUUGCUGUCGGAAGAAGAAGAAGAAAGCCCAGAGGCAAGUGAUGUACUAUGAUGAUGCUAAAGGUGACGGUAAAGACUAUUAUAACAACUAUCAGAAUACACAGUGGGGUAAUGGUCCCAACGGGCCAGAGCAUGUUGUAAAAGUACCCCCACCAUCAGGAGGUGCUAACUACAGUGGCGGCUGGGGUUCUCAAGCACCACCGGUUUUUAGUGGUCAAGCAAGCUCCAACUUCUCAGGCCCACAUCCUCCUCCUUUGCCACCUCCAUCACCAAACCUUGCUCUUGGAUUCAAUAAGAGCACUUUCAGUUAUGAGGAGCUGCUUGCUGCAACCAACGGAUUUUCCCAGGCCAAUCUGAUUGGUCAAGGCGGCUUCGGAUACGUGCAUAAGGGCGUCUUUCCAAAUGGAAAGGAGGUUGCAGUUAAGAGUUUAAAAAGUGGUAGUGGACAAGGAGAAAGAGAAUUCCAAGCUGAAGUUGAAAUCAUUAGCCGUGUUCAUCAUCGCCAUCUUGUGUCACUGGUUGGGUAUUGCAUUGCUGGCGGGCAGCGGAUGUUGGUGUAUGAAUUUGUUGCAAAUAAAACCUUGGAACAUCAUCUCCAUGGAAAGGAUCGUCCUGUUAUGGAUUUCCCCACUAGACUUCGUAUUGCAUUAGGCUCCGCGAAAGGGCUUGCUUAUCUCCAUGAAGACUGCCAUCCUCGCAUUAUUCAUCGUGAUAUCAAAUCAGCUAAUAUUCUACUUGAUAACAACUUUGAGGCGAUGGUUGCCGAUUUUGGAUUGGCUAAGUUGUCAACUGAUAACUACACUCAUGUCUCGACUCGGGUGAUGGGAACUUUUGGGUACUUGGCUCCGGAGUACGCUUCAAGUGGCAAGUUAACAGAUAGAUCCGAUGUUUUCUCAUUUGGGGUCAUGCUUUUAGAGCUCAUAACUGGGAAGCAACCUAUUGAUAUUUCAAUGGACGACAGCUUAGUAGAUUGGGCUCGACCACUUCUGACUCGUGCACUAGAAGGGGGCAAUGUGGAUGAGCUGGUUGAUCCACGCUUGGAGAAGAACUACAAUCAGAACGAAAUGCAACGCAUGAUAGCCUGCGCUGCUGCAAGCAUCCGACAUUCCGCAAGAAAGCGUCCAAAAAUGAGCCAGAUAGCGCGUAUCCUGGAAGGAGACUCCUCCCUGGAUGACCUGAAUGAGAACGGCUCAAAGCCAGGACAAAGCACAAUAUUUGGUGCCAGUGGAGAGUACACCAACAGUUCAUACAAUGCUGACAUGGAGAGGUUCAGACAGUUGGCACUUGGCAGCCAGGAGUUCACGAGCAGCGAUUACGGAACGUCCAGCUGUGAGAACUCGACAGAGAUGGGACCUGGAGGGGCAAGAAAGUAGAACACGUAAAACCAAAACCGAUACCCAAGAGCUUUUGAAUGACAAAAGCAAAACAAAGCAAAGGAAAGGAAAGGAAAGGAAAACAGUGAUCUGUUUGCAUAAUGAUAUUGGUUUAUAGGUUGGAUCAAAUAUUGUUUCCGUUCCAGGUCAUUCUAGACUCUCAACUUGGGUUCUUUUUGCAUUCAAGUGUUUUGUCUUUAAAUAUCGGGAUAUAUAUAUAUAUAUAUACGUAUAUGUGUAUAUAUAUUUUCUUUGAUGCCUUAGACUUGACUUGAUCAAGUAUAGUAGCACAUCUAGCUUCUGUUGUUUAUGUGUGUGUUAAUUGUAUUCUACAUAAUACUUAUUAUAAUGACAAUAACAAUAAUAAUGAUAAUAUGUAUCGUAUAAU
This is a messenger RNA of Gossypium raimondii (Peruvian cotton), 2785 nucleotides long. Its product is annotated as proline-rich receptor-like protein kinase PERK4. The record is from RefSeq and is a predicted model, not a curated record. NCBI's taxonomy places the organism in Eukaryota, Viridiplantae, Streptophyta, Magnoliopsida, Malvales, Malvaceae. The coding region runs from base 589 to 2397 and encodes 602 amino acids. The transcript is spliced from 9 exons. Gene Ontology annotation, molecular function: protein kinase activity; ATP binding. Gene Ontology annotation, biological process: protein phosphorylation.